Aedes albopictus (Asian tiger mosquito) is the source of this 1620-nucleotide messenger RNA. RefSeq lists its product as uncharacterized. Gene Ontology annotation, biological process: DNA integration. Lineage: Eukaryota; Metazoa; Arthropoda; Insecta; Diptera; Culicidae. Bases 1 to 1620 code for a protein of 539 amino acids. The transcript has a single exon. Gene Ontology annotation, molecular function: nucleic acid binding. The record is from RefSeq and is a predicted model, not a curated record.
AUGAAACCAGCUUCGGUCAUGGCAAUGCCCGUAGUGAAUUGUGACGAUCUUCCACUCUUCAAGAAAUUCGGAUCCCUGCGUAAACUUCAACGUGUUCUUGCCUACGUUCAGCGAUUUCUGAAGAAUUGCCGUACCAAGAAUCCGGAGCAUCGUGUCAAAAGUAGUUGUCUAUCCGUCUCCGAGCUUCGAUCUGCUCUCCAUACAAUUGUGCUAGUGAUUCAACACGAAUCGUUGCCUGAAGAAAUCGAAAGAGUUGAGAAUGGAGAACCGUCUAAAAGGUUGAAAGCUCUCGGCCCGUUCUUGCAUAACGGAGCCUUGCGAGUGGGUGGGCGUAUUCAGAAGUCACGAAUGUCGUUCGAUGCCAAACAUCAAUACAUCUUGCCAAGGCAUCCACUCACCGAUUCGAUUAUCCGCGAAUAUCAUUUGGAACAUUUGCACAUUGGUCCGUCUGGUCUUUUGUCAGCUCUUCGUCAACGCUUCUGGUUGUUGGGUUCUCGUUCUGCUGUAAGGAAGAUAACCAGGGGGUGUGUGGAGUGUUUCCGGGUGAAGCCACAAGGUGUGGCGCAGUACAUGGGCAACUUGCCACAAAGCCGCGUAACUCCAUCCGCACCGUUUGAGGUCACCGGAGUGGAUUACGCGGGGCCCUUCCUGAUCAGACAAGCAGGUCGGAAAAGUGUUCAUGUCAAGGCGUAUUUAUGUGUGUUCGUUUGCUUGGUGACGAAGUCUCUCCACUUAGAGCUUGUUUCGGACAUGUCGACUGCUGCCUUUAUUGCUGCGUUGCAAAGGUUCAUCAGUCGCAGGGGAAUAGUCCGUGAAAUUCACUCCGACAAUGGCAGCAAUUUUCGUGGGGCUAAAGCCGAGCUUCAUGAGUUGUAUUUGUUGUUUCGUGAGAAUGUCGCUAUCAACCAGAUCGAGAUGUUUUGCCAGAAUAAAGAAAUCAGCUGGCAUUUUAUUCCGCCUGAUGCUCCUGAAUUCGGCGGGAUGUGGGAAGCUUCAGUGAAAAGCACGAAAUAUCACCUGAAGCGUAUCCUCAAAGGAACUCCGUUAACCUUUGAAGAGAUGUAUACCCUGUUGACCCAGGUCGAAGCCAUUUUGAACUCGCGACCUCUCUUCUCACAUUCGGACGAUCCCGCUGAGGGUGAAGUAAUCACUCCAGCUCAUUUUCUAAUUGGCCGCUCGUUGACGGCCGUUCCUGAGCCCUCCUAUGAGGGCCUCAAUCAAAACGGUUUGUCGAAAUGGCAGCACCUGCAACAGAUGAGGGAACAUUUUUGGAGGUCGUGGGUGCACGACUAUCUGGUGAGUCUGCAGCCUAGGGGAAAGAACUUCGUUCGCUUUCCGAAUGUUCGUCCAGGUAUAGUAGUUUUGUUGGAAGAUAAGACUCUUCCGCCCCAACAGUGGAAGUUGGGACGAAUUGUUCAUGUUUACCCUGGGGAAGAUAAUCUUGUAAGGGUGGUCGAUAUCAAGGUGGGAAAUGCUGUUUACAGACGACCGAUCACUAAAAUUUCGAUUCUUCCAAUAGAAGACAAUAGUCGCAUUGGUGGGCCUCAGGAUUCCGGCAGCGAUCGCCCGGGGGAGGAUGUUCGCAACAGCGAAGAUUUGUCGUCGACGCAGGCCGGCUGA